Messenger RNA from Peniophora sp. CBMAI 1063, 600 nucleotides. The record is from the annotation of a GenBank genome assembly. NCBI's taxonomy places the organism in Eukaryota, Fungi, Basidiomycota, Agaricomycetes, Russulales, Peniophoraceae.
AUGACUACAUCGACUGGCUCCAAACCUCUUAAACCUCCCAAAGCAUCUCCUGCUCGCCGGUCUAACUCUGCUACCACUAUGAAGCAACAAAAGCUCGGUUUCUCUUCCUCUAAGCCUACUCGUAACGCCGGCGACAAGGACAAGAGCAAGCCUUCGCGGAGUGCUUCUCUCGAGGCGACCCCGCCAACCAGUCUUGUGACUCCUAAACGCAUCAGCAUUCGCUCGUCAGUACGCGAUGAUGAUGAACUUCCGACGGUACGGGAAAAGGAGCCGGAGAUAGAAGUUAUCAAACGCGACCCGCUUGACGCCGACGACAAGCGGUGGAAUAGGGCGUACGGCGUUGCAAGGGAUUUGAUGGGUAACAUCGCUCCUAUCCACUCGGAAGGUCAGACGAAAGUCCAUCAUAUUCUCCGCGUUUUCGACAUGAACUAUGAAUACGGGCCCUGCAUUGGUGUCACUCGUCUUCAACGUUGGCAACGCGCCGAAGCACUUGGCCUUGACCCACCCCGUGAAGUCUUCGAGAUUCUCAACACCCAAGAGGGAAUCGAGAAGAACGAAUUCGCGCAGUGUGUUCUCUACGAGCCUGCCGUUCAAGCUUGA